Molecule: messenger RNA, 1251 nt
Organism: Adineta steineri
Lineage: Eukaryota; Metazoa; Rotifera; Eurotatoria; Adinetida; Adinetidae
Source: the annotation of a GenBank genome assembly
AUGUAUUUAGAAAGUUUACGACGCGAUCAAAAACUGAUGACAUUGAUUCGCUAUAAUCAUCAGUUUGAUUGGAAUAAAAACGAAGGUCUCGACCGCGAUGAAAUGAAAAUCGUGACCAGUAGAUGUUCCGAUUUAGAAUUACGAAAACUGUACGAAUUGGCAUUAACAACAUUAACAAAUAAUAAUCCAUCGACGUUGCUUGCAAGUAAUGGUGGUAAUAACGAUCUACCACAGUCAAACACCUUGCGAAAAUCGUACGUUUUGUAUGCUGAAAAGCGCGAUGAUAAAUAUAAUAUCGUCGCUGCAAGUGCAAUCCAAACAAAAGAGGUAGACUGGGGCAAAACGGUGACAGCUGGUUUAACUGCAUUUUUAGCGAGUGUUAGUGCUGGUGUGGUAAUCGGUGCUGCCGCUGGAGCGGCUAUACCACUGGUAGGAUCUGUUGUUGGAGGUUUUGUUGGUGGAAGUGUUGGCGGUGCAGCAGGUGCAUCUGGAGUUGCUGGUAAAGCCUAUCAUGAUUACCGACAGAUCAUGCCCGAAGCUGUCUAUGCUUAUGUUCUUCAAGAAUUACAAGAAAAACAAAUAUUACAGAUCAUAUUAGUUGAAUUACUGUUUUGUGAUGUUGUGACCAGUGUUGACGUUGAAACUGUUGUUGAUGGUGUAACUAUUGGUGAUGCUGAGACUAUUGUAGAUGGUGUGACUAUUGCUGAUGCUGGAACUGUGGUUGACGGUGUGGCUAUUGGUAAUGUUGAAAUUGUAGUUGACGGUAUGGAUAUUGCUGACGCUGAAACUGUGGUCGAUGGUGUAACUAUUGGUGACGUUGAAACUGUUGUUGAUGGUGUGACCAUUGCUGAUGUUGAAACUAUUGUUGACGGUGUAACUAUUGCUGAUGUCGAAACUGUUGUUGAUGAUGUGGAUAUUGGUGAUGUUGGAACUAUUGCUGAUGAUGUAUCUGCUGCUGAUGUUGAAACUGUUGUUGAUGGUGUGGCUAUUGCUGAAACUGUUGUUGACGGUGUGGCUAUUGGUGAUGUUGAAACUAUCGCUGAUGUUGAAACUGUGACUGAUGAUGUGACUAUUGGUGAUGUUGGAACUAUUGCUGAUGGUGUACCUAUUGCUGACGUUGAAACUGUGAUCGAUGGUGUGACUACUGCUGACGUUGAAACUGUUGUUGAUGAUGUAACUGAACUUGCGAUUGAUGUUGAAGCUGAUAGUAUAGUUGUUGGAUUAUCUAAUAGUGAAAAAAACAGAAUAUAA